Molecule: messenger RNA, 381 nt
Organism: Striga asiatica
Lineage: Eukaryota; Viridiplantae; Streptophyta; Magnoliopsida; Lamiales; Orobanchaceae
Source: the annotation of a GenBank genome assembly
AUGCAGACAUUUGGUGUGGCCAAGGGGAAAAAAGUCAAUGCGCUCCCCAGGCAAGAUACUCUUGCUGAGUUCCCCAUGCUCUCUAUAGCGGGCAACAUCACAGUGACCCAUUACAAGUUUAGGUUCCCGGGUUCUUCUCCUUAUCCCUGCCGUCAAAAUGCAAAACGUGUACUUGCCCUGCAGCUUAUUGCCAUUGAGAAGCCACACAGAAUGAGGAGGUGCCCCUGGCCCCAGCAAAAGGUUGACCAAAGAUUCUUCAUCUCUCCUCCUCCUCCUCCUCAGAUCGUAAAUGUGAUGUGGCGUCACGCACAGCGUUUCCUCAAUCACAUGAAAACGGCCGAAGCUCGUCCGCAUGAGAAGCGAGCGGGCCCCAAACCCUAG